This is a messenger RNA of Cryptosporidium ubiquitum, 1788 nucleotides long. RefSeq lists its product as uncharacterized. Gene Ontology annotation, molecular function: mRNA binding; metal ion binding. Bases 1 to 1788 code for a protein of 595 amino acids. The transcript has a single exon. The record is from RefSeq and is a predicted model, not a curated record. Lineage: Eukaryota; Apicomplexa; Conoidasida; Eucoccidiorida; Cryptosporidiidae.
AUGGAUAGCGCUUUCAAUGCAAACUUACAUGGAGUUUCCGCUGAGCCCACCCCAUUAAUCAUCUCAUCGGGUGGUUUAAAUGGAAACUUAUUGAGAAAGAAUGGCGAGGAAGGAGCUGGUGGUCUAAUUUUGGGCGAGACUGAAGGGAAUAGCACCUUAGGGAGCAGGUGUGACGGUCAGGAUGACUCUGGAACAGCUGAUGUUGAUACAGAAGGAAGCGAAGAGUCUCACAAUCAAUAUUGGAAGACAAAACUUUGUUUGAUGUUUUCAAAAGGAGCAUGCAAGAAUGGAGAUAAUUGUAGGUUUGCUCACGGAAAUGAAGAUUUAAGAACUCCUGUAAAUUUGAAGAAGACUAAGCUAUGCCCAUUUUGGUUAAGUUCUGCUUGCAGUAUUGGAGAGAAUUGUCCUUUUGCUCACGGUACUACUGAACUUAGAGUUACUAAUGACUUUUAUAAGACUUCCGUCUGUAGGUAUUGGAAGAUGGGCGUUAAAUGCGAUGCUGGAGUUCUAUGCAGGCAUGCUCAUGGGGAGGCAGAGCUUAGAAAGAAGACAAACAAACACUUACUUAGGCGAAAAGAUGACCAAAUUCCGUCUUCUAUUCAGGAAGACGAACUAGUAAUUUCAAUGAGAAAUAACAAGUUUAAUGAAAAUAGUCGAUUUCUCUUUCAGGUUCCUCCUCCACCUCCUUUAGUGUAUUCAAACUCAAGCCAGACAAUACCAUCUUUGGGGAAAAUUAGACAAAACCAGUCCCACUCUCAGACUCAACCCCAAUCACAAACCCAUUCAAAUCUUCAUUCAAACUCCAGAAUGGGCCUGGGAUCUCAUACCCAGUCAUUACAGACCAAAACCUUACCGCCAAUCUUUAUGUAUGUUGAUCGGGAUGCUGAAGAAGAGCAGAAGAUGAAACGUAAUUACAGUUGUGACGAUAAUUUUAGAAAAGAGGGCUUUUCAAAUUCUCACUCUCACUCCCAUCCUCAUCCCCACUCCCAUCCCCACGCCCAUUCUCAACCUCAAUCACAUUCACACUCCUACCCUCCUCAAUUCAAUUCUUUUCAAGAUAAUCAAAAUAAUGAUAUUACAAAUGUUCAAUGUAUCAGGAACUCUUCAUCCCUUAAUAAUUUGAGAGACUGGGGGUCUAACUCCAAGAAUGAUCAAUUGGAUGUAUCUCAAGACAUUUUUGGCUUUUCUGGGCUUGAGAAGAACCCUGGAAUACCUUCUACUAAUAUGAUCAAAGGCAGGUUUCAAGAUGAAGAUUCUGAAAAGCAACUUCUGGACCUAAAGUCAAAUGAAACAGACUUAUCUUCGUUUUGCUCUUUAAGACGAAUGGAAGAUAGCUCAAACUCUUUGGUUUCCAACAUUUCAGACUUGAGUUUUGGAGAUGAUUUCUUUGGUGGAGUACUUCAUAAUAAGUUUCAGAACCAUCAAGUUUUGAAGCACUCCCCUGGAUCCAUGUUCAAUGGCAUACUUUCAUGUAAUGUUGAAAGCCAUGGUGGCUCAGCUGUAGGACACAAUUGCCAAUCAUCAAGUAUUGUUAAGGAGAACAAGAGAGAUGAAACAAAGUGUUUAGACCAUUUCAAGAAUAUCCCAGAUGUGGUUCCAUCUGAGGGAUUUAUUUCAAAAAUCAACCAAUUUAAUACCAAUUUGGAGAUUGCUCAUUCUCCAAUUUUGGUUAGAAUUAAGCUUCUUGAUUCUUCGGAAAUAUCCUCUCUUUCAAUUGGAGAAGUCCCUGCCAUUCUGAUUCCUUCUGAGGAUAUGAAGUCUGCAAAAGUACAUUUUUUGUCAAUUUAA